Protopolystoma xenopodis is the source of this 1149-nucleotide messenger RNA. The record is from the annotation of a GenBank genome assembly. NCBI's taxonomy places the organism in Eukaryota, Metazoa, Platyhelminthes, Monogenea, Polystomatidea, Polystomatidae.
AUGGCAAGACUUACUAACGAUGCGCAGUACAAUGCCGGCAAAAGGUGUGGACAUGUACCAAGUCCAUGGUCCAAAGCGGGGAAUCAGCAGACAAGGUGCCUCCAACUAGGUCGCCGUGAUAAUGCGACCAAUGGCUGUCACGACGUAGCUGGCGUAAAGCUAACUAUGAAUCUUCACUUGAGCCUCAAAGCUGAAAUUGAUGCACGUCAGGAGAGUUUAAUGACUUGUCUGCUCGCCGGUGUAUCACUCUAUCAUCGGAUGAAAUCCCGUGGCGAACACGGAAAGAUUCUUACCUUCGAGGUGAACGAGGAUGAGGACGACGAUGGCUUUGAAGAAGAUAUAUAUAUCAGUCGGCUUAUACGAAUGAGAGAUGAAGAGGCUUUCGCAGCUGGCAACGCUUGGGUAAUUGAUGGGGACGACGUGGAAGAGGAUGAUGAGGAUGCUGAACGUGAAGAGGAAGAAGAAGAGGCAAAAGAAGCGAAUAAUCUUGCACCGCAGCUUGAAAUAAGUCCUCAAUACACAGUUGGAUUGUAUACCGAUUCUCUUGGUUCCGGUGUACUUUCAACCACGAUCCGUCACGUCCUUACUGGCCAGGAUAAGCUCAUUGUUUCCAAUAAAAUCGAGGACCGAACAAAGGAGGACUAUAUGACGGAAGAGAACGGAGAUGUCCUGGGCCAAAUGUGCACAGCGAAAGACACAAGUUUACCUCCAGUUGCACUAUCUGGUGUGGAGCAAGAAAGAGCCGAUUGGCAUGAGACGACGACAAGCAAUGCAAUUGACGGGACUAGUGAGGCUGGUGAUGAGAUAAUGUUUACAGCUGGAUCCGAAAUUAGCCGCCAUGACAGUACGAAAGUGCACAUAGAACAAGCGGAGGUGCUUACGGAAACUCAAGCUGAACUUGCGUCACCAGAGCUCCCAGAUGUUCCAUCGUCACUGAUGAAUUUGGAUCAGACGCCUAGUCCUACGGCCGAUCAAAAUAGGUCCGAGACGAGGCUAGUGAGAAUCGUUGGUAGUUCUCAUGAGGCUGACGAAGCGGAAAAGCAGGAUGAAGUAGUUUCAAAUAAAUCGCAAGAUCUGUCUAUGGAAGAAAAUGGACAAUUCGGAUCCACUAAAUCUGCAGCCGCUUCACUCGGUUCACCAGCAAUUGAA